GAAAAAAAAAAACCCUACAAAAUGAGUUCUUCAUACAUCAAAUCACCUUUUCUUUUAUUGAUCAUAUUGUUUAUAAAUAUUUUACAUUUAAAAAGUGUUAAUUCAUUCCAAGUUCAAGUUGUGAAUAACAUUGAUCCUACUAAAUUUCCCUUUAAUAGUAUUAAAAUUCAUUGUGCUUCUAAAGAUAAUGAUAUGGGAUUUCAUGACCUUAGUCCAAAUAACAAAUUUGAAUGGUCAUUCAAAGAGAAAUAUUUUGCCAACACAAUGUUUUUUUGUCAUUUUUGGUGGGGUUUAAAAGAAAGAGCUUUUGAAGUAUUCAAUAACUUCCAAGGAUGUAUUAGAGAUUCACCGCUUAGUACUCGGACUCUUUUAUGUAAAUGGACAGUGACAGAUCAAGGGUUUUUUCUGGAAGAUGCUAGCGGAAAGAAAUAUAAUCCUUACAAAUGGGAACCACUUCAUUAAUUUAUAAAGUGGUUAGUUAUUCGUUCCGAUCCCUAACUUGUUUGGGACUAUGAUUUUAUUUUUUUUUUGAGUUUUGAAUAAAUGCAUUAUUUUACUCUCCUAGAAACCAUCAAUAUCAAUCAAUCAAUCAAUUACGCUUUAAUUAUAAUCUAAUCGGGGUUAUCUAUAUAAGUCUUUCAUAUUCAACAACAACAAUAUAUUUAAUAUAAUCCCAUAAAAUUAUGAGGUCUAGACCAGAGAGGCACUAGGCGGCUAGAAUAUAUGCAAACUUUUUUCCUACUCUGUUUUCAAUAAACCCUCGACUCGAUAAAAAAUAGUCCAAAACAAAAAGGUACGAACAGUGGAGUUGCUUUACUAUGGAAUAUAAUGGUGAAAGGUAAACAUAAGAAUAAAUAAAAGGGAGAACUAAAGAUGGAUUAGGUUCAAUAAAUAAGCUAAUCCUUGUUUAACAAAAUGUAACGAACUCACUCUUAACACAUUUUAUAACACAAAUUAAUCAUGUGUAUACAACUUUUUAUUGUUAACAUAAUGAAUAAUGACACAAAAAAAUGUUAGGUUUUGUUGGAAUAACUCCAACAAUUGCACCAUAACUCUAUAUCACAACAACUCCAUUAUUAUGUCCUAUUAUGAUUAUAUAUCUAUAUAAAGUUUCAAUCUUGACCAUAAUUUCAUAAUCAAUCAAACAAAUCAUAAAGAAGAAAAAGAAAACUUUAUUUUUCCCUAUAACCAAAAUCUCAAAAUGUUAUCACCAUAUUCCAUUUUCUUUGCAAUUUUCUUAGUAGCCAUAACCAAAUUGUCACCCCUUGUUGUUGCUAUUGACACUCAAGUUCCCGAAGGAUCGAUACUCGAGUUAUACAUGCAUGAUAUCCUGGGAGGAAAUAAUCCAACAGCUCGACCAAUUACCGGAUUAUUAGGGAAUAUAUAUAGUGGACAAGUUCCUUUUGCAAGGCCUUUAGGUUUUCAACCACCUACAGAUGGUGUAGCAAUUCCUAAUUCUAAUGGUGCAAUUCCAACAUUUAAUAUCAAUGGUGUUCCACUAGGAACUGGCUUAGCAGGCACAAUAUUUGCUGGAAAUCAGAAUGGCCAAGCUAGUGGUGUGACUACUCAAUUAGGCCCUGAUGGAUUGGGCCUCGGGUUUGGUACCAUCACAGUUAUCGAUGACUACUUGACAUUGUCCCCUGAGUUAGGCACACAAAACCUUGGAAAAGCACAAGGUGUAUAUGUAUCAAGUUCUGCAGAUGGAAGUACUCAAAUGAUGGCGUUUACCGCCAUGAUGGAAGGAGGCGAAUAUGGCGAUAGCCUCAAUUUUUUCGGAGUUUAUAGAAUUGGAAGCACAAUGUCAAGAAUAUCAGUUACAGGAGGAACUGGUAAAUUUAAAAAUGCUUGUGGUUUCGCGGAGAUUCGUUCACUUAUACCAACAGGGCAACAUGUUAUUGAUGGUGCUGAGACAUUGUUAAGGAUUACUGUUCAUCUUACUGAGGGACGACCACGAUGAGUACGCGUUUUUAUAUAGGAUCAAACGGCUUUUGUUCGAUCGAGGGGCUUAAACAAGAAUGGUGGAUUGUUAUAAAUUGUGUGAAAAAUGAAUUUGAUUUGUGUUUUAUUUUUUCUUAUAAUGUUUUAAUUUUGAAUUGAGUACAAACAUAUAUGAUAUAUCCUCUCAAUAAUUGCAUGUCCA
Solanum lycopersicum (tomato) is the source of this 2140-nucleotide messenger RNA. RefSeq names its product dirigent protein 18-like. NCBI's taxonomy places the organism in Eukaryota, Viridiplantae, Streptophyta, Magnoliopsida, Solanales, Solanaceae. The record is from RefSeq and is a predicted model, not a curated record.